AUGGAGAGGUGCUGCAAAUCCCCGCGUCGGUCGAGCAAUCCCUGCAGAAACUGGGACUAGACUUGCGUAUCGCGAGGGAAGACCUGCCGAGAAUUUUCUAUGACCGGUUGCUUGCUAUCGAAGAGUCCGCCGGGGCCGUGGUCAGGAACGCGCUGCGGCAGUUUGAGAAAAAAUCGGGUCUCAUGGUGGAACUGCACCAGAAACAGCUGCGAGCUGAGGGGGAUAAGGUAUCUGUUACUUCUUUGCUGUAGUUACAUGACAUGACAGAUGAUUUUUUUGUCCUCAUGGUCAUACCAUGCGAGCAGUGCGGUCAUCUCGUGUCUAUAGGAUAGGACCAUGAUUGUGAUAGUGAUUCAGCAUGACAAAGAGUGUUGAAUGCGUUUCAAGUAAAAAACUGAUCUUUAGAUUCGCGAAACUGAGCGCCGCCUGGUAGACGCGGAGAAGCGGGAGCAGGAUCUGCUGGAGGUUUUAAGCAGUUUGAAGGACGAGAUUCAGUUUAAGGACGAGCAACUGGACGCGAUUCAAGACCGGCUGGACAACGUGGAGGUGCUGGAAUCGAAACUGGAGCAGGCGGAGCGGGAGUUGGAAAGAUCCUUUCUGCUAGGAUCUUCGAACAACCACGCGAUAAUAUCAAACAGGGAGCAGUUCGGAGGAACAGGUUUCGUGCACAAUCCUGCGUCGGCCCCGACGAUGCCGUUUCUGAAGAAAGCGUUCUUUCCAGGACCGCCACCCGGAGGUGCUGGGAUAAGUGGAGAAGAUUCUGCAAGUAGAACGCCAACCUACGAGGAGAAGUUUUUUUAUCUGAAGGAGAAAUUUGCCGAGCUGCUGGAGGAGCACACGAAUCUUCUGAAAAGCAGCACCGAGAACUACGGCAAAAAUUAUAACGGGCCAAAUGCCCCCGCUCUCGUUCCCCAAAGCCUGAUCGAGCGGGGCAUCAACGUGAAUGCGCGGGCGCAGCUAGCCCUGCACCAAGAGGAACUGCGACCGAUCACCGUUGACCGAGAGUUGGAAGACUGGCUGUUAGCCGGCCGCGGGAACAGCCCCGCGGCGAGAAGUAGCAGACGGGUGGAGAAUUUAAAUUCUUUCGGAGUAGAUGAAAAAGGGUUCUUUUCAACAUCAUCCUCUGAUAACGCAAUAGCUGCAUCAGCAAGCCAUACCACUUGCGAACCGCUGGAAGACGUGCUGACGCUGGUGGGGCUCUGUGAGUCCUCCCUGUUGAAGAAAGCCGAGCAGGGCCCAGCCGGGGCCUUCAAUGUGAAGCUGGAUGUGCCGUUAUUAGCUAGCUUGGACUACACGGAGAUACCGGAGCAGUUGGUGGACAGUGUGCUGGAGAAAUUGGAAAGGAAGUUCGGCAGCAACAAAGCCGCAGAACCUAGCAGCACAACCGGGUCUGGAGUUCCUCUCUCCGCCUUCACCGAACUCUCCUCCGAGCUUUUUACAAUGUCAGCUACGUCGUCGUGGUCCUCUUCGAGAGCAGCAGCACCAGUAGCGUCCUCAGACCAAAUAGACAAAGUCCUCGACCGCUACAGCGAGGCGCUUUCUGGAAGUCGUGGCUUGAACCAGUCGGGUUUGGACCACAGUGCAGCUUCUGCAGAGCGUUCUCUCUCUUUGUUUGCGAAAGUGAAGGAGAUGCAACGGCGCGGGGCAGAUAAGGAAAAUUCCGUCGUGGAAGUAGAGAAUGAGGGAGUUGUGACCAUCCACCGCUUGAAGCAGCUAGUCAUCGUCGGCCAGGACCCGACCUUGAUCCUCAAGCUGAUGCAGUUAGGCGCGUGGAAUAUCAAAUGCAAAAAUGUCUGCGUCUGGAAGGUUGGAACUUGUGAUGCUAACUUUGGACUCUAAAAAAAUCUGUAUUGCAUGACCACCAGCAAGAGGAGUCUAGUUUGUGCUACGCGGGGAGGGCGUUUGUCAUGCGGAGUAGGCAUCAGGAAGCCCUCUAAAAAUCUGUGAUGCUAGGCGUGCCUUACAGACGUCCUGGGUCAUGCAAAACAUGCAUGACAAGCAAAACAUGCUUAACUGUGUGAAAGGUGUCGGCCCUGAUCAUCCUGCUGCGGCAGGCAGGUGAAUUCGUAGAACUGCAUCACAUGUUAAGUAACGCACACCGGCCUCCUAAAUUAGUGAUGAAUUUACAUGCGAAGACACAGAGUGGGGCCCAAUGAAAAAAAAAAACAUGCAUGACAAGUCUCACAAUGUUUCAGACCCAGACAUAUUUGCAAUCCAUAUGGAAGAAUUUUCUGCAAUCCUGCCUCGCGCACCAACACCGCCUGUUUGGGAACAUUUCGGCGGGAAAAGUCGAACAUAUUGCAAGAAAAAAGUGUUACGGUUACACACAUAGUCUAUGCAGGCCAAGCAAGACAGACAAGCUCUGUCAUGCCGGAUAUGCACAGGAGCCUCGCUUCAUAGGUGUUUUCCCCCCGUAGGAUUUCUGCAUUACAAGUUUUCUCUCUCAUGCAGGGACAUUUGUGUUGCUGAAUUGCCUACAAGUGUGUAACUGUAACACUUUUUUCGUGGGAUAGAACAAUUAGAACAGACAAUACGCAAGGAAACGCAGGAACAUUACCGGGAGCUGAAAAAGCAGGAGAGCUUUUUCCAGCAAGCCCUGGCAAAAGCGGUGGUGACGGGGAAUAAUAAUCAGCAGAACGACAAUAUGCAAGAAAAAAACUGUGUAGGUGUAACUCUGUAAUGCAGAACAUGCAACAGAGCUACACCUGUCAUGCCAGACAACCAUGAAGUCCUCUUUUCAGGUGUGUUUUCCCUUGCAAGCCACGCAUGACAGGUUGUCUCUGUUGUGUAGAGCAAAUUUGUGAUGCUGUCAGCCAGGGAGAGUGACACUAACACAGUUUUUUCCUUGGAUAGACAGCACCGGCCCGUUCAACUACGACGAGGAUGAAAUAAACAACGCAUUUGCAACGUCAACUACUACUUCACCCGGAGCAGCAGGUCCAGCGAACACCAGGAUUUCCAAGAAGAAUCUGAAUCCGAAUUUCAAAUUAUGAGAGUGCGCAACUCCCUCUCCCCCUCAUUUGUCAUGCAAAAUACCAAACUCACCCAUUGCCUCUUGGCACUGUUUGCAUGACAAGUUCUGGUAGAAAUCACGCUGUUCAAAAUUUCUGUUUUGGAGUUUACCGGGUACGCGGUUAAGAGUUUGUCGACGUAAUUUACAAAGGGACGCCCUGCCCUUAGUUUCCCAGCAUGACAAGUUCUGGCAGCGCAAAUAGCCCGACACUCGUGUACAAAUUUGUCAUGCAAAACCUGUAUUCCUGCUGACGCUUGUAUUGCUGUUCAUGCAAUAGCAAUACAAACGAGGGGGAGUUGUGCACUCCCAUACAAAUUCGAGAAGGAAAUCGAGGACCUGCAAGGGGUAUCAAAUGUAAAAAUGUCUGGGUCUGGAAAGAUGCAACUUGUGAUGCGCAUUUCACAUCACACAAAAAUCUGUCAUGCAUGUAAGCCAAAAGGUGCACAUUUCCGGCCACCGAAAGAAGGGCUUUGUCAUGCGGAUGACGCAUUAGGAGACCUUCUCAAAACCUUUCAUGCUAGGGCGUGCAUGGUAGACCUUCUGGGUCAUGCCAAAGCUGCAUCACAAACCUCUGCAUUUUUCCAGACCCAGACAUUUUUACAUUUGAUAAGGGGAAUUGCUGGAGAAGGAGAAACAAUUGGGGCUUUUCAAGCGAAACUACGAAAACCAACUCCGCAUCCUGCGGGAACAGAACGCGGGGCUCAUCAAGAAAGUGAGGUCCAUCGAGCAAAAACAGUUGUCCCCGAACAGCCCGUACCGGCGGCUCCCCGGCCAGGCGGCCACGACCGGCAGCCCGAUCUUGGAUAAGUUGCUGCAAACGAAAAAGGACGAGGUUCUGGAAAAUGACCAGAACGUAUCACAAUGCAAAAUCCCCGCCCCUCCCAAUAUCAAAAUGGAAGUCUCUGAUCCGGGAUUUGUGUACACAAAUCAGCUUUGUCUUGCAGCACGGGACUGCAGGCAGUUGCAAAGCCCGGGCGGGGGUGUUCUGGGGUAGGCGCUUUUUAGCAUGUUGACAGACGUCUGCCCUAUGGGUUUAAAAGCAUCACAAGCAGCCUGCAUAAUGCGGCGGGCUCUCUGGAUCUGGAUUUGCCUUCUUGCAAGACAAACACAAGAUGUGGCUUUAAAUCAGCAUCACAAAUUUUCAGAGGCAUGCUGCUUCCAUAUUGGGAGGUGGGAUUUUUCCGCACAAUAGAGCGGGACCAGCAUCAACAAGGAGCAGUUGGCGCCGGACCGGUUUUGGAUCUCGGAUUUGGAAUAUGAAAUGCAAAAGUGUCUGGGUCUGGAAGAAUGCAACUUGUGAUGCUGCAUUUGGAUGUCUAAAAAAUUUGUGUUGCAUGAGCAGCAAAAGGAUUCUAAUUUUUGCCACGCGGAGAGGGCAUUUGUCAUGCGGAAUAGACAUCAAGAACCCCUCAGGAAACCUGUGACGCUAGGGCAUGCAUCACAGACAUCAUGGCUCAUGCAAAAUGUGCAUGACAAGUCUCAGAAUCUUCCAGACUCAGACACUUUUGCAUUUGAUUUGGAACAGGCGGUCACGAAAGAGAUCGCGAGACUGCACGAGCAAAUCAACCGGUCGUGGGUGCAGGCCAGCGAGUGGCGGCGGAAGUGUAAGGAGUUAGAAGACAACGUCGGUCUUCCGAACCGUAUUGAUCCUAUGUCAGGGACGACUUCGCCGGUGAAUAUCCAGGAGCUGGCGGAGGAACGGCAGCAAGCGUUACUAGAGGCGAUGGAAGCUGCUAUGCGGGAAGAACGAGAGGCCAUUUUGAAGGCGUUGAAGAAGGCACGAAGCAAAACGGGGGAGACGAGUAAAACGAGCCACGAGCAGGAGGAGCAGGCACGUUCUUUGAAUGAUGAUGACAACCCGUACCUGGAUAGAAAAUCCGCCACCGCAGGUGGUCGUGCGAGAAGUACUUCAAUUUACGCACGGGGUCACAAUUCUACUUUUUGACGCGGGUUCCAGCGCAAAAACCAAAGGGCAAAGCGCGGCCGCAAGUAGGUCGUGGCAGUUGGUUCGGUUUGAAAAAUCACAAACAGAAAAACUAGGGCGCGAAACAAGGCGAAAAAGCGGCAUCACAUGGAGAAGUAAAAUGCUGGAUAAAGCCGCUCGUGCUGAGGGAACAGAGAAGCACUUAUCCGGUGGUACCUAGGGGGCCAAAAAUUUCUGCAUGCGUGUCCUCCACGCGGGCGGCCCCUGGGUGCGUCGCUGUGGUUGUCAAUCCGCGUGAGGGGUGAAAAGGGAUUGGGCGUAGCAACUCACGCCAUUGUACCUUGAGCCAAAAUGCCGACAUCGCAAGCUUUGACACAUUGAUCUUUUAGUCCACAAGUCUCAAUUAAGUGUGUGCAGAUCUGGCGCGACAGGUUUUCGGCAUUCAGAGCAUUGAUGUCAACCUGAAGCGUCGCUUAUUGAGACUUGUGGAUUAUGAAAUCGAUGUCAAGUGUGUUGCAGUGGGAGGCUUUUGGCUCAAGGUACUGUGUCGUGACUUGUUAUGCCCAGUCCCAUUUCACCCUUCGCGCGGCAUGGCGGGCGCGAACUUCGCUCUUAGCCCUUUAGUUUUCCGUCGGGAGAAGUAGGGCUCUGCAGCAUGGCCUGGUGCGCGAUAUUAAUCCGCGCCCCAUACAACCAUGGCGGAACACUUUAUUCUGGGUGGUACGCUGCAGAUGUUUUCUGUAGUUGAUGUCUUUGGAGGCAAAAAAGGAUAGAAAAUCCGCCACCGCAGGUGGUCGUGCGAGAAGUAGAAGUGGUCCGUUGUAUGAGGACCAACACAAGCAGCUUGGUGACGCAGCUGGUACUACAACCACACCAGCUGCUGACGAUGAUGGUGCAGCAGCCAACUAUCCACCUCGCGAUUCGUUUUAUCUGGACGUGAGCGAGGAAAUCACGAGGUUAAAGACCACCAAUGCGAUUUUGAAGGCCGAAAACCGGGUGUUGAAGCACGACAAGAAGGCGCUACAACUGGACAACGCGGGCAAAGUUUCAGAGGCUAUCACAUGCAAAAAUGUUUGGGUCUGGAAGAAUGCAUGUUUGUCAUGCUUCGAUCUGGUAUGACUCUUAAAUCUGUCAUGCUCGUUACCCAAGAGCCCCACCAUUCUGUCAUGCAGAAACGCAGUUUGUCAUGCAGAAGAGGCAACACCUAGAAGGUCAAAAACUUGUCAUGCUGAGCCAGCACUUAUGGCCUCCUCAUGAUACGCCACCCAGCAUCACAAGUUUCCAGACCCAGACAUAUUUGCAAUGCAUAGAGGCCCAGGCGAUGCAGAGACGGGUCAAGGAACUGGAAGCGCUGUACGACGUCCCCGGGGUCCGGCUGCAGUCGCAAAGCGCGAGGGAGAGGCAAAGUCGGGUCGGGUCCAAGUCGUCAGCCGGAACGAUGAGUCCGGCAAAUCUUAUCGAGGAGCGUCGCACUAGUAAAAAUAAAGUGUUGAACGGCAAUAAGAACCGACCUCCCACCGAGAAGAUCACGAACUCCCCCUCGCCCAGCGAAAGGAGAACGGUGAACUACCGGGCGUAUCCAAAGAUAAAAGUGUUACAGUUCCACAUUGUGUUGCAUUCCACGCAGCAGAGACAAGCUCUGUCAUGCACAGAACGCUUUCGAGCCCCACCUCAUACGUGUUUUCGCUUAAUAUGAUCUCUGCAUUGCAAGUUUUCUACUCUGUCAUGCAAGGCAAGUUUGUGAUGCUGCACUCACUACAAAUGUAUAAACACUUUUUUCCUUGGAUAGGGCGUCUGGCGCGGUCAUUCUGGAAGAAGACGAAGACAGCCCGGUCCACGCGAAGAAGAUAUUAAACCCGGAAGAGGACCGAGAAAAUAACGUGUCCAAGAGGAAAAAGCUAGAGGAGCUGCAGAGCGGGGAUAUUGCGGAGGUGAUGCAGCAAGAAAAACUACUUUUCAGCGCAAAAAUGACUGCAGGAACAAAUAACACGAAAGGAAAUCAGCAGCAGAAAGCAAGCACCACGAAACGACUGCACAGCUCCUUCGGGCAGGAAAACGAGUUUUAUGACGAUGACGUUAAUAGUGAAGACGAUCCUGAUCAUGAUGGUGCGCCAGCUGGUGCUGGGGUAGUUCUUGGAGCAAGUGAAAGAAGACCAAGAUACAAGGGUGAGAAUGAUGAAAACAUCGAGGAAGAUUUCGAGCAAUUUUUGUUCGACGAUACCCGGUAUCAAAUGCAAAAAUGUCUGGGUCUGGGAGGUUGGAACUUGUGAUGCUAACUUCGGACUCCAAAAAAAUCUGUAUUGCAUGACCAGCAAGAGUAGUCUAGUUUUUGCUACGCUUGGAGGGCAUUUGUCAUGCGGAUUAGGCAUCAGGAAGCUCUCUAAAAAUCUGCGAUGCUAGGUCAUGCAUUACAGACAUCCUGGGUCAUGCAAAAUAUGCAUGACAAACCCGGACACAUUCCAGACCCAGACAUUUUUACACUUGACACCCGGGAGAAAAAACUGUCCCGACGCUCCAGUCCGCACAGUAUGGCAUCCGCUUCGAAAAUUAUGCACGAAUCUCCUUCGGAAAUCGUGAUGCGGGCGGAAUUGACGGGGAAAUACGAGCGUCGCAUCGCCAUUCUGCAGGAACAACUGGGUACGCAGCAGCGGCGGGCGGACCGGUUGGAGAAGGACUUCCGGGCCCUCGAGGACCAGAGGGGCAAAACGUCCGCGGAGCACGAGCGCAAUAUGCUGCGGGCGAAAUUCACGGUGCUCGGGACGCAGUUGAAAACGGUGCGACAGCAAGUCCGGCAGCUGGCGAGUGAUAGCUCCGAGCUGGUGUUCGGGCACAAGAUCCCACUGGGCGAAACGGGGAACAGUGCGGGCGCGGAUUUCAGUCGACGGGCGGGUACAAGGAAUUCUAGCCCAAAGAACAAUUCUUCUGCAACCGUAGCCAGCCGGUACAGCCAAAGUCUGGACCGGAGAACUACAGGGCGUGGAACCCGGGCUACCUACGUCCGGGAUCCAUCGUCCUCGCGCACGCGGCCCUUCUCCCCCUCGCAGGGAAGGUCUCCUGCUACGAGAAGCCCAUCGAGCAGGUCCAGGUGGUCGCCUUCCCAGGGGUAUCAAAGUGAAAAAAGCCCCCACCCCAUAUCAAAAGGAAAUUUCUGAUGCUGGAUUUGCGUGCACAAAUCAGAUUUGUCUUGCAGUAGGGGACUGCAGGCCCAUACCAUGCCUGUGUGCAGAGGUUUUGGCCUAGGCACUUAGCAUGGGGAACGCCUAUGCUGUAGGACCAACAGCAUUACAAACCGCCUGCAUAAUGAGGCGGAGCCCAUGCCGUUGCUUUCUUGCAAGACAGACGCGAUUUGUGGUCACAAAUCAGCAUCGCAAAUUUUCUGAGGCGUUCCUUUUCGAUAUGGGGAGGGGGGAUUUUUCCUUACGAUAAGGGGGUCUUUAGCCCGGAAGGGGGCGUGUUUCAGCAGCACCCAAGGACGGCGACGGGUGGGGGAUCGUUGUCCCCUGCGAUAUGGAUUGCAAAAAGGUCUGGGUCUGGAAGAAUGGAAGAUCUGUCAUGCUCUGCUAGCAUGACUCCAAAGUCUGUCAUGCUCGUUAGUACCCAAGAGCCCCACUGUUCUGUCAUGCCGAAACGCGGUCUGUCAUGCACAAUACGCAACACCUAGCAAGUCAGAAACUUGGCAUGCUGAGCCAUCACUUGUGGCGUCCUCAGGACUCGCCACCCAGCAUCACAAGUUUAUUUCAGACCCAGACAUAUUUGCAUUUGAUAUAAGAGGCUGGGGUCGAAAUUGUCCACGACGUCUUUUCAGUCCGGCAACUCCGCUAUGAAUGUGCACAACUCCCCCUCCCCCUCAUUUGUCAUGCAAAAUGCCCAAUGCAGUCCGUGCCUCUGAGCAGCGUUUGCAUGACAAGUUCUGGCAGCCCAAAGAGCACUACAAUCCUAUGCAAAUUUGUGAUGCAAAACGUGCAUUCUGGCUGUGGCUUGCAGUGCCGUUCAUGCUACACAAAUGAGGGGGAGGGGGAGUUGUGCACUGUCAUAUCCGCGGCGUUGCUGUCUCCCAGCACCAGCGUCACGAGCUUGACGAAAGGAACGUCUCACGAGCAGAUGCUGCGGGACAUCCAGGUGGCCCUGCAGACCAUUCGGCAGUGCAAGGAGGAGCUGGCGUACUGGGGGGCGGGCGAUUUGUAUCGCAAGAAAAAAAGUGUGUAAGUGUAACUUUUUGGCAGGAACAGCAUGACAGAUUUGUUUUGCGUGACAGAGAAAACCUGUCAUGCGUCGCUAGUACGCGAAAACUAAACACGUAAGUAUCAAAAUAGCUUCUAAAGCAUAUCCAGCAUAACAAGUGUAACUGUAGCGCAACAUCUGCAAGACAAAGUUACACUCACACAGUUUUUUUCUUGCAUAAUUUAAUGAAAGAUAAGUCGUGGAAGGACUCGGUCGAACAGAAGUACAAGGAAAAGCUGCAAGAGUUGAAGUUCGCACAGGAAAAAUUGGAGAAGGAAUUAAAAACUACGGCCCACAGCCGGGAUUCCCUGGAACGAGUGAACGCGGAUCUGAAGCACAAGAAUUGGUCGCUCGGGAACGAUCUGAUCCUGAUGAACCAGAAGCUGCAGGCCUUGGAGGUGAAAGACGGAAAGACUAUAAAAUGCAAAUAUGUCUGGGUGGUUUGGAAGGUUGUAACUUGUCAUGCUAAGGCUGGACUGUGAAAAAAAAAAAUCUGUGUUGCAUGGUUAGUACCAAAAGUUGUGGUCCACUUUUGACCACCUAGCGAGGAAGUUUCGGAUGCGGGCUAGGUUUGAGAAAGAUCUCACAGAAUCUGUCAUGCUAUGUCCUGCACGCCAGACGUUAUGCUAUGUCCUGCACGCCAGGGGAAAACCUGCAUGACAAGUCAUCUCCCAAUCUCCCAGACCCAGACAUAUUUGCAAUGCAUAAAGACCGCACGGCAGCAGAGUCCGCCGACCACCGGGUCGGCGCGGGAACUGCGGGAAAAAAAUUUCGAGAAGCAGGUAUUGUGAGGAAAAAGUCCCCCUUCCCGUAUCGAAAACGAAUUUUGUGAUGCUGUUUUUGAGUACACAAGUCGACUUGUAUUGCUAGAAGGCAUAUAGGCGCAGUCGUGGCCUCGUUUACAGGCAAUUUGUCAUGCUGUUUCCCACGUCCAGCUGCCUCUUGUCAUGCUGAAGAUGCAAGGCCUGCUUUCCACGCCACCCAGCACUACAGUUCGCAUAUAUUUUUUCCCUUCUAGCAUGACAAAGCUGAUUUGUGAUCACAAAUCUGCAUUACAGAUUUUCGUUCUGAUAUGGGGAGGGGGGAUUUUUCAUUUUGAUAGCAGGUCAAGGAGGAAGCCCGACAAGAGAUGAAGAAGUUGCAAGAGAGGUAUCAGCUGCAGAUCAAAAAGCUGGAGAAGAUGCUAGAAGAGGCGGAAUUGAACCACGCAGACAGCCGGGUCAGCUUCGCGCGGGCCACCACACUGAACAAAGCGUCGGUUUCUUUUGACAGUUCAACUUUUCCGUUUCAGCAAAACAGUAAAGCUAUGCAUUGCAAAUAUGUCUGGCUCGUCUGGAAAGGUUGAACCUGUAUUGCGUGUCUCGCAUUCCUCAUAGAUCUGUAUUGCAUGAGCAGCAAAACAAGCACCACAUUUUCGUCAUGCAAUAUCUGAUUUUGUAGUGCGUGUUUACCCAUGAAAAAGUGUUUGAAGAAUUUGUCAUGCUUCACUGCACACAAAACAGUACAGGCGCACUCAAUCAUGACCAUUCAGCAUGACAGACCCAGACAUAUUUGCAUUCGAUAAAAGCAGACGUUGCCCUGAUCGAGCAGCUGCGAAAGUAUGAGCAAGAAAUCCCUCGACUAGAAAACGAAAUCAAGAACCUGCGACAAGAAAAGCUGGAACACGACCGAACGAGCGUGCAAGGGAAGGAAUCGAAAAAAGACCGGGAGUCGCUAGCCAUCACGAAACUGAACUUCGAGGUUUCGGAAAAAGACGCUUUGGUCCAAGAGAAACAGGACAAGAUUUUGGAGCAACAGGUAGAAAUCGAGAAGCAAAAGGCCGAAAUUCAGCAAUUGAAAAAGGCUUUGCUAGAGAUGGAGGAAAUGUGCCGGGAAAAGGAUUUAUGCAUUGCAAGUUUUACUGUCCUCUGGGAACAAGUCCACAUCAUCUGGAACUUACAACUGCAACUUGUCAUGCGAACUUAUUUUUUACAAUCUGUAUUGCAUGAACAGCAUCUGUCCAAUUUUCGUCACAUUAAGAAAGUACGUCUCAUGCGGGACGAUAGGGAUGGAGUUGGACACAAGCAGUUUGGGAAAAAACCUGCGAAGCAUGCUCGGCAAAAUAAGCCUUCGGAAGCCAGGUGAAGGAGAACUACGCUCAGAUCAGUACUUAUUUGCAGUGCAUAGCGCUUGAAGAUUGACCGCUUAGAAUUGAAAGAAGAAAAAAUGAAAGCCGAACUGGGCGUCGUUAGGAGCUCAAUCGACGACGUGGCUGCAGACAACGCGGUAUAGAUUCAUAGUCACUCGUGCUCGUCCACAGGACGACGCAUGAAGAUUCACACGCUAGUUGUAAGUACUUACGCCAUGUUGAUACUGCCUUGAUGCCAGCACCUGUGCAGCCUUCUGUUUCUUGUUGUAACAAGUAAAAGAUUCGUGAAGUAGAAGUAGUGGUCUGGUAGUGUCUAAGAGCUGCAUGAUCAUCUUCACGAAUACUAAAAAUGGAAUUGCAACUGUAUCGAAGAUCAACUGAUUACACAUAAUAUCAGGCGGAGCUGGCUAACCUGUCGAAGAAAACGAAGGAGCUAUGCUUCGUGAAAACCGAUGGUGCAACCCAUAUGUAUCAUCUCACGUUUGUCAUGCAAAUUUCUCAUGCGCAGGAGCACCAUGAGGAGACCGAGAGUUUGUCUUCCUACUGGUGUUUGUGCGCCGUCGGCGGAGUUUUCCUUUUCGAUCAUCGUGACCACUAUAGGGCGGGGGCACUAUCGGCUUUUCCAUACGAUAGCAGCUGAAGGGUGUGAUCAAAGGGAAAAAUGCGACGAUCAAAAAACUGUCUGAGUGUAUCGCACGACAAAACUGUGCUGUUGACAUUGUUGCACUUGUUGUGAUGCGGAAAAUUUUUUAGAGCACACAACGACCUGGUUGCCUUGCUAUACUUAAUACCGAUGCAAGGACACCAAGAAACGGCAUUGUUACUCGUGUAGAAUGUGAAGCAUUAGUUUUUCCGUGCGAUAGGGUUAACCCGAAUGCUGAUGAACAACACUGACUCGCUGGAGAAGGCGAAACUGAAUCUAGGACAACUACAGACCCCUGUCCUAGACGCGACGCAAGAUAUUAACUCGUCCGCCUUGGCGGGACGAGCAAAUGAGAUCGACGUGGAAGCCAUGAUUCAUCAGCUGCAAGACGCGGUGACCACGCACUUUGAGGGCCACGCGGAAAUAAUCACAACGACUUCGACGGGAGAUCUUGGCGGCGAUGGUGCAGCUAGGACUGGAGCAAGAACCGCUACCCGUGCGGGAGGCGGCACCGUGAACUUUCCGGCUGACGGAAUUCUCCGGGACGGCAGCGGCGCCGCCAUGGGGUCGUUUAUCCUGAGCAAAAACGAGGACCACAGCACCCGCCCGUAGUCGAAGUGCAGACUAGUACCUGCACGACGACCAAUGCGGCGGGUUCGUGGGGCCCGUGUUUUUGCACAGGAUAUGAUCGUUUGCGGUGAAUUUGACCAUGAGCCAGCAAAUGGUCGCGGAGCUAUCGGAUACGCCGGAUGAAUACACGGCAGAUUCCGCACGGAUGAACCAGAGGCGCAGUAUCGGGUUUGCGUCGUCGGUUGAUAUGUCCAGGGAGGAAAUGCUGUAGAUUUUAUGUAGAAGUGCAUAGAACUACAAGCUGAUCGUUUUUCUUCUGCAAUGAUCAUGAUUUAUUUCAAAAAUGAGCACAUCCACAUUUUCUCUUUCGUUUAUUUCCUGUAGCACAUCAUGAGAUCACGUUCUUGAUGCAGGGGCGGUCUCAUCUAUCAGUUUCAGUUUACAUUACAAAAAAGAACAUAGAAUCGUUUUUAUUCAUUUCCACUCUCUCCGUGUGAGUUGAUUUCCAGUAUUUGUCAUUCACAGAAAACAGCUUUUGCUUGCGUUUGCAUAGAUGAAUGUUCCAUGACCGUUAUGAUCUUGUUGGAAGCCCUAUGAUGGUAGAACGCCAGUAUGCCCAUUUGUGUUUUUUGUAAAUUAGCAAUUGUAGUGCACAAGUGUCACUGUACGCGCAAGUAUAUUGUCACUCACACUGACAGGAAGAUUGCAAGACACAUGCAGGUUCUGAACGCCGCUCGGCUAGCACGUCUACUUAACUCCGUGUUGGAUUGAUCUGUGAUGCAUGGUCUGCACUAAUGCUUCACUUGUUGUUGUUUGUGAUGCAAACUCGCACGACCAGCCCUCCUAUUUUCUCG
Messenger RNA from Amoebophrya sp. A120, 13353 nucleotides. The record is from the annotation of a GenBank genome assembly. Lineage: Eukaryota; Dinophyceae; Syndiniales; Amoebophryaceae.